UUUGCUGGUUCAGCCUGCUUCUUCUCCUCCCCCCGGACUGGAGUCUUGACGGUUCAAGUUCUCCCCCUCCGCCUUCCGGUGUCAUCCAUGCUUGGUUCUCCAAGUCAGGUUCCACGCCGUGGUGUUCACCGGAUUUGAGCUCCACGGAACACCUCUCCCCGCACCAACUACUCCCUUCCGGCCGGCAUUGCAGUAAAUCCUACGCUUUUGUUUGCUGCUUAGCCCUUUCUGCAUGUUCAUUUUGCAUCUUUUGUUUCAGUCCUAAUGCUGGGCUCAACGGUUCUGCCACUGCUCUUAGACAAAGGAAACCUUCAGGCCUUUCUGCAGUGAGAAGCUACAGGUUCAUCUCUUGUUAAGGCAGGUAACUUGAUGGGCAGGUUCAGAGUAAAGUUGUAAACCAAAAUUGGUGUGGAGGAAGACUUGAUGUGCUUUCAUGAUCCAUGUUUUUCCGCUUACAAGACAUUAACAGGCGGCGAGAUGAGCAACUCCUGUGAGUGCUGCAAGAGAUACUGGACUCAUUUGCAUGGCAAGGUCAAGUGUUUCUUCACGCACAUGGACAGAAACUCUGGGCAUAGCAUGGUCAUGCCAGAGAGCUUUGUCAACUGUUUCGCGUGGAAGCUGUCAGGCACCAUUGAGCUAGAAGCCCCCAAUGGUAAUGUGUAUGAUGUUAGAAUUACUGAGCGUAGGAACAAAACAUUACUCAGAUCUGGGUGGGGGGCGUUUGUCGACGCCAAUCAUAUAGUAGAGAGCGACUCGUUGAUGUUUCGACACCGUGGAAACUGUCGCUUCAAGGUUGUGGUCUUUGAUUCUAGUGGUUGUGAGAAAGUGGUGUCCUGUGCUCGCAGACAGGGUAAUACCAAUGAUCAAGCACCAAGCACAAAUUCUACAGACAUUUUGACCAGUUUCACUGAUGGUAAUACUCAUUCGUCAGCACGAGGACGAUCAGAUGAUUACUGUAGAAAACGAGCAAAGAAAGAUGCAAUAGCUUAUCCUUCGGAGGGUUCGUCAGAAGAUAGUCCUUAUGAGCAUCAGUCAUCUGAGUCCGAUGAUCAGAUGCUCCCAACGCCUGUUUAUGUGUUAUCAGGGAAGUGCUAUGUAACGGAUGAAGAUGAGGCCAGUAUAAUUGCACUUGCCCAGGAAAUUCAACCUGAAAUGCCUCUGCUUGUGGUUAUGAUGACGAAACCCAGUGUGAAACCAUAUCCUGAUCUGGUAAUUCCCAAGGAUUACGCACUCGCACACUUUCCACGCAAAAACCAGACUAUCAAACUACAGCUGCCUGACCAGAGCAAGAAAUGGUACUGUGAGUUCCGUGUCAAAUCUGAUGGAGGUCAUUUCAAUCUAAAAGAGUGUGGCUUUGCCCGUGACAAUCAUUUACUGGAGGGAGAUAUGUGCGUCUUUCAUCCCAUGAUGAAUCGUAAGGGUAGAACAUUCAAAGUCAUGGUCCAUCUGCUUUGCAAAGCAAGCAUUGAUCAUACCUCCAGUAAAAAUGGUUUGACAAGCAAAAAGAAUGUUCCAACAUUGUGUAUUAAGGAGGAUACAAAUGAAGGAGAAGAAAUCCCUUCUUUGGGACAUGAAGAACAUGGAAUCAAUGAUGAAGAACCCUACAUGAUGCCAAGGGGUACCUGUCUAACGCGACUGCAGAAGAAGAAAGUUUUGGGGAAAGUUGAAGCCAUCGGAUCAGAUCUACACAUCUACAUUGCAGUCAUGACCAGGAGCAGUAUCCUCGUCUCCCUAUCUUUUGCCAUAAAGUACUCUGCCACGUACCUUCGGGAGGGGAGCGGAAGUUUGGUGCUUCAGGUGGAGGGGAAGAGCCAGGUAUGGCAUGACGAGAUGCGCGAAAAGGGGGGUGCCAUGAGGAUACGUGCAGGCUGGACUUCUUUUGCCAGCGACAACAACCUGCGGGAGGGGGACAUCUGCCUCUUCGAGCUGAUGAAAAACGAGGGGGGACCGAAGAAGAUGAUGGUCUAUAUCAUUCGCCGUGAGCUUUGCUAGUUUCACGCUCUUGGCAAGAGGCAGAGAGGUCUCUGCUCUUUGUGCUGGUAUUUUGUAAGUUGCUGAUGGGGCUCUUCGCUGCUUUUGUGAUCUGGAAGUAGAACUAUGGGCAUGGCCACUCUCUCGAAUGAGCAACAAACUAUAUCUGUAUGGCAAACUAGUAACUUAGUUUUAAGCAGGUUGUGAUUUUUUACUUCAGUGUCAGCCUUAUUUUGUGGCAUGAAGUUUAAACUGGUUGUGCUGACGAAGUUUGUAUGAGGAAGCCACUUAAUUGUUUGUAUCCUCUGAGUAAA
Messenger RNA from Hordeum vulgare subsp. vulgare (domesticated barley), 2285 nucleotides. Its product is annotated as B3 domain-containing protein Os03g0619600-like. Gene Ontology annotation, molecular function: DNA binding. The coding region runs from base 424 to 1992 and encodes 522 amino acids. The transcript is spliced from 6 exons. Lineage: Eukaryota; Viridiplantae; Streptophyta; Magnoliopsida; Poales; Poaceae. The record is from RefSeq and is a predicted model, not a curated record.